Prunus mume (Japanese apricot) is the source of this 709-nucleotide messenger RNA. The record is from RefSeq and is a predicted model, not a curated record. NCBI's taxonomy places the organism in Eukaryota, Viridiplantae, Streptophyta, Magnoliopsida, Rosales, Rosaceae.
CCUUCUUCUCUGUCCUUAGACUCUGGCCCAUUUGGUUGAAGUCAUCUUCCAACAGAGAUUCGAGUGCCAUGGCAGAAAGAUGGGACCAGAGUUUUGGUUCCAAGUGCAGAGGGUUGAUUGAGCCGUUUGUCUCCAAAGAUGCCCCUGAAGACCAACAAUUGAUUGAUUAUAUCACAGCACAAUGCAACAUUUCACUGGAGCAAGACACCCUGCUUGGUGCUGGCUGCAACACAAGCUUCCCUGUUAAUAUAAAUGACAUGAGCACUGAAAUACAACCACAGCCCUUUCCAGGCAAUGAGAAUGAAGGAAAUGAUCAUCUAAACAGUAAUCAUUUCCAGCAGUCGCCUGUUGUUUCCCCAGUGGAUCAUGAUUCGAACCUGCCAUACGACAUAUCAGUUGAUCGAAUCCUUCUCUGCAGCACUUCUCCAAUGAAUGUCCUGCAACAUGUCACUUACAACUCAGAGAACAGCAUGAGAAGCUUCAAAAAGCUUCAAAAAAAUGUUUAUGUAUAGAGUAUGAGAAGCUUCAAAAAAAUGUUCUCACUUGUUAAUGGCCUCAAGGAAAUUUUGCUUUCUGAUCUGGAAAUAGAUCUUCGUCGCAUAGUGAUUGUUAUUUCUAUUUCAUAUUGACAUAUUGGAGACAUCAAAUCAGGUUGAGAGGGAAAAUGUGAGGGUCUUUUUUUGAAGAAUUAAACUUAGUUUACCUAGAC